CAUUUCAUGUGUUGUGUUAAGCCUGAGUCUGUUGCCAACAGUCGAUGUUUAAACGAUCCUAUGAAAUUGGAAGAUUGCUGGCGUGGAGAUUUGGCAUGCAAAUCAGAAGGAGAUGCGAUAUCCUCAUGUUAUUCAUUGAUAGGUUCAGUUGCACUAAGAACAUGUCUCUGGAUAAUAGGAGUUUGUGCUUUAAUUGGGAAUCUUACCGUCAUGUUUUACCGACUAUUUAUAGACACAGAUAAUCUUUCAAUGAGUUAUUCGCUUUUUGUAUUGAAUUUGAGUUUAUCAGAUUGUCUCAUGGGUGUCUACAUGAUUAUAAUAGGCGUUGUUGACGUCUUCUAUAACGGUGUGUAUGCAUGGAACAACCAAAAAUGGAGAAGUAGUACUCUAUGUACCACAGCUGGAGUGUUAUCCAGUAUAUCCAGUGAAAUGUCCACAUUCCUUAUUCUACUGGUGACGAUAGAUCGAGUCAUUGUCAUUAUGUAUCCAAUGUGCCGUCUUUCUCAACAGAACAUCUCAUGGAAACAGGCAUCCGUUGUCUCGGUGUGUCUGUGGCUAGUUUCCAUCACACUUGCAAUCAUCCCUGUUAUUGCCAUGCAGUCCUACUUCAAGGGGGGGAUAUUACUCUCAGUCAGGUGUAUGUCUCGCUUUACCAUUGACAGGCAUCGAACAACCAGGGCUGAAUAUUCUUUUGCGGUGUUUGUUUGUCUCAACUGUUUCAUUUUUCUUGCUAUAGCCAUAGGGCAAAUCUGCAUGUUUAAAAGCCUCAUUUCAAGUACUGGGCGUCGUAUGGCCUCGUCACAGUCUCGUCAACGGGAUAUAUCUGUAGCAAGAACUCUUUUCAUGGUGGUGGCGACCGACUUCUGCUGUUGGUUUCCGAUCGGUGUCAUGGGUGUGAUAUCAAAAUUUGGAUAUCAGAUGCCGGGAAGCGUUUAUGCCUGGGUUAUGGUAUUUGUUUUGCCAAUCAAUGCAGCCAUCAAUCCGUUCUUGUACACGGCCUCAGCUAUUUUGAGGAAGCGACAAAGCGACAAAGUUCCAAGCAGCAACAUUUGUAAAAUUACGACAAACGAAAUGUCUCGAGAUUCCAUUUAUUAGUUGACUUCACACAUACCAAGGCGAAAACAGAUAGCAUUGGCGAUCUCCCCAUCACCCCGAAAUCGAAAGAUGAGAUAUUCGGUUGUAACUUUCUUUGUAAGCUG
Molecule: messenger RNA, 1199 nt
Organism: Pecten maximus
Lineage: Eukaryota; Metazoa; Mollusca; Bivalvia; Pectinida; Pectinidae
Product: G-protein coupled receptor GRL101-like
Biological process (GO): G protein-coupled receptor signaling pathway
Cellular component (GO): membrane
Molecular function (GO): G protein-coupled receptor activity
Source: RefSeq, a predicted model, not a curated record